UUAAAUAGCGUGCGCAGAGAAGCGCUUGAACAGUUUGUCUGCGUCCAGGGUAGUAGAAGUGCGGGGUAUAGCCAGUGUCAGUAGUUGCUGACUGCUGGUGUUUCUGCUGCGUUGUUCAGUAGAAUAAUCAUGGUUGAUAUAUAAAAUUGGACAGAAGUGUCUCACGGUGCUUUGGCGCCUCGUGAAGACUUAGGAAGAUCAAGAAAAGGAAAUCACCAUCUUUUCCGUGUAAUACUUUAACGUCCCACCAUCUUCGUCUUAGGUGAAGGACUUGGGUUGUUAACCCUCUGAGAGCGUUUCAGAUCUUCGGAAGAAGCCUCUUCGUCAAGAAAUUUUGAGUGUCGAGAACUUUUGGAACAAAGAAAAUCUACCAAAAUGCCUAAGAGUUCCACUAGUUUUUACACCAGCAACAUGUCGCUGGCAAGUUUGGAUCGAGCCAAAGAUUUCGUUAAAGGCUCGUUGAAAGCUUUGAACAUCGGCAGUUCUAUGGAACAUCGGAUGGAAUGCGAGCAGCCGAUUUUAGGAACUUCAGCAAGUAAUACGUCUGUUAAUGGAGAGCAGUUGCAAGGCUGGACACCUCUGUUGGUGCUGACUGGGGUGGCUACAACUCUAGGUUCUUCCAUUCCCGUUGGCUACAACAUCGGUGUGAUGAACACUCCAGCACAUAUAAUCCGUGAUUUCUGCAAUGGAACAGUGGCGGAUCACUAUGGAAUUAGUAUGGGUCCGUCCCAGUUGAACAUCCUGUGGUCCAUCAUUGUGUCAAUCUUCCUAGUAGGUGGAGUGACUGGUUCACUGAGUGGCGGCUGGGUGGCUGAUCGCUUUGGAAGGAAAGGAGCUGUGAUAAUUAACAACGUUCUUGGUGUUUUGGCAGCCAUCUUGUUUGUAAGCUCACGACAUGCAGGCUCGGUGGAGAUGCUUCUUCUAGCUCGUCUCAUUGUUGGUCUCUCCUCUGGUCUUGUCACGAGUACCAUCCCAAUGUAUCUGACCGAGAUAGCUCCUGUUAGCAUUCGUGGGGCCAUGGGUGUUUUGUGCCCGCUUGGGAUCACUGUUGGAGUGCUAGUUGCCCAGAUCUUGGGGCUUAGGAGUGUACUAGGGCAAGAUGAAACUUGGCACUAUCUGCUGGGUCUGUUUGCUCUUCUUACCCUUUUGUCUGCGGUGGCUCUUCCAUUCCUUCCUGAGAGCCCAAAAUACUUAUACAUCGUAUGUGGUCAGGAGGAAAGGGGGAUCAAGGAGCUGUCUCGUCUGCGUGGUGCGGCGCCCGAGAAGCUGGUGGAUGAGUUGGAGGAACUGCGUGCUGCCCAUAAGGCAGAGCAGGAGUUGGCUGCCAGUGGUGUCUCCUGGAGUAUGAGGAGUGUUGCGUGUGCCCCAACCCUUCGUCUGCCUCUCUUGCUGGUGUGUGCUCUUCAGAUUGGACAGCAGUUCAGUGGAAUCAAUGCUGUGUUCUACUACUCAGUUACCAUUUUCGAGAGUGCUGGUUUGACCAAGCAAGGUAGCCAGUUUGCCAGCAUUGGUGCUGGUGGCAUAAACCUUCUCAUAACAAUCAUUGCCAUCCCUCUUGUGAACAGAUGUGGGCGCCGUCAAUUGGUUAUCGCCAGUUGCUGGACUGCAGCUGUCUGCCUAGUCAUACUUUGUGUAUCAAUCACUUAUAUUAAUGCUGCGUCAUGGAUGCCAUACUUCUGCAUCUUUACCGUCCUUGCUUAUGUUUUCUGUUACGGUUUUGGAUUGGGUCCCAUUCCAUAUUUUAUUGGCUCAGAAUUGUUUCAAGUGGGUCCUCGUCCAAUUGCCAUGUCUUUCGGCAGCAUGGCCAACUGGUGUGGUAACUUCAUUAUUGGAAUGACUUUCCCUAGCCUUCAAAGCUUUAUUGGUCAAUACUCAUUUCUCCUUUUUGCCACCACUACUGUUUUCCUCGCUGUCUUUCUCAAAUACUAUCUACCUGAAUCAAAAGGCCGUGAUCCAUGUGACAUAGCUGAAAUUCUCAAGUAUGGCCUCCGAAGUCAGAUACAUGCUCCAGUGUCAUCUUCCCGCACGAACCACCGAAAUUCAUCUAUUAUAUGUGCCCCUGAUGCAGUUAGCAUUUCAUCCCGCCAUCAACGCAUCUCGGAUAUUAAUCCGGAUUCAUUGGUUCUGGAGGUUUCUUCUCCUCUGUCGUCUUGUGAAGCUUUCUCUAACUCAACUGUGUUGAGCUCACCUGCUGCUAUAAUUCACCACAACAAUUCCUAUACAAAUCUUCCUGCCAUUCCUGAACUCCCAGGUAAGAACCCCAUUCUUCCUUCCAUCAUUAAUGAGUCUAGUCCUAGUGAUGUUAUGUCUGGUCAACCUGUGCGUUCCUUGCCUCGAAUAAUGCCAAGCAUACCAGAAAACUUGGCAGGGGCCAGCAGCCAACUGGAGGAAGUGCUGACUGUCACAGAUGGCUGAUCGUAAUGGUGUGUCUGAUGGACAGAGGGACAAUCUGUAAUCAGUUAUUUAAGGUUUACUGUAAGCAUGAAUCCAGUUACAAAUUUGGUUAUUGUGGCUGAAAAGUGGGAACAAAUUAGCAGCUACAAAGAAAGUUGAAUUGAUGUCAUACCUCAAUUUAUGAUAAAUUAUGUCUCUCUCUAAAUGGUAAUUUUUAAGUUAUAAAGCAAGAUGGGUUAAUGGUUAGCAAGAAGCAGUGGUUUAUAAGUACAACUACAAAAUAAUACUAUCAUAACUCAUUUAAUAAUUUAUUUUUCAUCACCCUGUCAGUCCGUGUGCAUUUCUAUAAAUGCCAUUCCUUGGACUAUGAUAGAUACUACGUUUAUAUAGUAACCAUAUUUAGUGUUCCAAGAGUUGAUUGAUUACUGGAUAUAGCAACUUCCCACAACAAAUCCAAUGACCUUUUAGAGGCAGGUGUUCCUUAACUUCAUAAUUCUGAUUAAAAUAUGCAAUUCCAGUUGUCUUUGUAUCUGGCUAUUCAAAAAAAUAAAGUUUGCCUAUGCAGGUCACACACUAUAUUAGAACACUGCAUGUAAGAUUACAGUUUUUCAAUGCAGUGAAAAUUCAGAUGUGUGUGCUAGGCUAAGAUUCUGAAUUUACAUGCAGGUGGUUAUCUGUUUUUGUCAAAUUUAUCUUCAAGGUAGAACAUGGAAGCAGUUGGCACUUCAAGAAUGUUGGUAAUCACACAAUAAUCCUGGAGAAUGCAUUCUAAAUAAAUUCUGCUUGCCAUUGUCAUGUAUAUAAGUGGUCUAAAUAUAAUGUAGUUUUCUGUCUGGUGCCAUGUUGCUGUUCACAAAUGUGAUUCAUAAAGUACAUUAUUGAGUUGGUUUGAUCUGUGUGAAUGUGAUUUGUUUCUGUAUUAGGCUUAGCUUAAUCUCAGUUAUGUAUGCAGGCAUGAUACAGUUUCAUUCGGUAUCUUAUGACAUUGCUGUAUGAGGCUGGAAGCUUUUAAAAUAUUGUAUUAUUAUUCAAAAUAUCUUGCAGUAUGUUAGGUAUGAUACAUAUGCAAGAUGUUUUGAAAGUGUAGUAGAAGGAGAGUUAACUUAUCUUCAGAAACAUUUGUACUUAUAUGCAGUAUUUUCUCUUCAGUCAGAAUUUUCCAUAACUUUCUACCUUUCCUUUAAAAGUAAAACCAGACUGAAAGGUUAGCUCUGUGAAUCACUGGUGCUUUUACUCUGAAUGUGUUAAAACUUUGAUAUUAAAUAACAAAACAGUAUUUUUGAGAAAUGUAAAAGUGGAACAGGUAUGCACAAAUUGUACCACAUGUAUAUGGAUGAAGUUGUGCUGGAUAUGAUCUAUCCACAUUAUUUCCAAUUUUAAAUUGUGUAAUACUGUAGAUUUAAAAUUUUUACAAAUAAAUUUUAUUGGUUUAAAAAU
This is a messenger RNA of Zootermopsis nevadensis, 3831 nucleotides long. Its product is annotated as solute carrier family 2, facilitated glucose transporter member 3. The record is from RefSeq and is a predicted model, not a curated record. Gene Ontology annotation, cellular component: membrane. Gene Ontology annotation, biological process: monosaccharide transmembrane transport. NCBI's taxonomy places the organism in Eukaryota, Metazoa, Arthropoda, Insecta, Blattodea, Termopsidae. Gene Ontology annotation, molecular function: hexose transmembrane transporter activity.